CUUAGAACUCUGGUAACCAGGUGCCCACAUUCUAGAGAUGGCCUGCUUUCCAGCUCACUUGCCCAGAGUCAUUCUAGAGAACAAAAUGUUCUGUUGCUGUAUCCCCAUUUUCAGGAUAUGUGGGCUUAAGAAAGCCCAGAGUGAGAAACCUUUAUGUCACUGUAGACAUCAGCUCAGCCCUCAUCUCCGAAGCUGUUGGUCAUUUGGCAGGAGGUGCUCACAGAGCUUCAUCCAGGAUAUCUUUGAGGAGCUGGUCCAUGGCUUCAACUACUGCAGCGCCCUAGAUAAGUGUCAGGUGCAGAAGGAUACCAAGAAUCAGCGCUGCUCUGAGGAAUCAACCCUGUCCCUGGAUGAGGCCUGUACAAUGCUGAAGCUCAAGGAAGGCACAAUGGAAAAUUGUUUACAGUCCCUGCUACAAUCACCUUUCCAGGAUAGAAACACCUCAAACAUCACAUCCAUUUUCUGCAUAUACCAGGUGUUCCCCAUGGCCCAAUUAGUCCUGGGACAGCAGUUCAAAAGCACCCUCUCUCCCAUCUUGAGUACAUGGCCUGACCAGAAAUUGCAGAAUACCUGGCAGUCUCUGAAUUUUACCAGUUUCAAAGUAAAGACAGCCUAUGUGGAUAUGAAGCUGCAUGACUGGGACCUGAAGAACCACACCGCCCUUAUCCUGGUGCAUCAGGAAACUCUGGAGCCCACUGAGGCAGAGUCAGAUGUGCCAGCCCCAGGGCUCCUUCCAGUUGCAGAGCCAGAAAAGGAGUCUACUAUGGAACUAGAGACAGCACCAGUUAUGUUUCAACCAUCAUCUCAAGUGUCAGAGCCAGCAUCACCUCCAUCAGCUGUUCCAGAACUGGAACAAGUGUUAACAUCUUCUUCAGCAUAUGUGCCAGGUCCACAGCUGCAAUCAGCUCAAUCAUCAGCUUUACUUAGAAUUUUAACUACAGCUCUAAAAAUAGAGACAGAGCCAACUCCAGCGCCAGAGCCUUCCUGCCACUGGCAUGUAACCCCAAAGAACCAGCUGAAUGAGGAGAAGCCCAGCCUCAUGGACUUCCCUCCCAAGCUGGUGGCAGAGCAGCUAACGUACAUAGAUGCGGAGCUGUUCAAGAAGGUGCGGCCUCAUCAGUGCCUGGGCUCCAUCUGGUCCAAGCAGAAUAAGCCUGGUAAUGAGCACCUGGCACCCACAGUCUGUGCUACCGUCACCCAAUUUAACAGUGUGGUCAACUGUGUCAUCACCACCUGCCUUGGAAACCCAAGAAUGAUAGCCCAGGACAGGGCCAUGGUGGUGGAGCACUGGAUAAAGGUGGCCAAGGCCUGUCAAAUCAUGCGGAACUACUCUUCACUGCAUGCCAUCCUCUCUGCUCUGCAGAGUGCUUCAAUUUACCGUCUGAAGAAGACAUGGGAGAAAGUUUCCAGGAAGAGCUUUCAAAAAUUUAAAAAGCUGUGCACUGAAGAUAACCCACAGAGAAGGGAACUGCUCCUGAAGGAGCGGCCAUCUAAAUGGGCCACCCUGAUGAUGAGCCUCCAGAGAGCCCAGAAAAGGCUGCAGAAGAAGGAAUGGCAGCAACCAUUGAAAUUGGAUGUCCUUAAGUGUAACAAUUUCCAGGACUACUACCUGCCCCAGGACAGUGGCUGCUUUCUACACUUUAAAGGAAAAGGGACAGGGAAUAGACACGGACAGUGUUGUUCCUCAGCUCCACCAAGACUUGACCAUACCUACUGUCUCCCCCAGCUAUGUCCCACCCAGUAAGGACACCAUGCAAGAAAGUCUCAGGGAUUAUGGAUUCUGUGUAAUAAAUAAAUAAAUAAAUAAAUACUUACUUUUGAAAUUGUGGAAGUAAAUUAAUGCUUCCAAGUGGCAAGUUUAAGAGUGGGUUUGGAUCUGACAAGUCCAGGGGCUCACAACCUCACAAUGUGACCUGGAUUCUCUCCACCCUCCAUCUUGCUAAGUGCUUUUGAGGUGGCCCCAUUCUUAGGCAUAGCAUCUCUCACUGUAUCUGGAGCCUCCAACAACUCCAGGCUGAAACCCACUCAAUGCAAAUCUACUGGGAAGGGUUUCUCCUUCACUCAAGUUCCAUGAAAAGUCAUGGCUUUAUAUUUCUUUGGCCUGGCUUGGGUCACAUUCUCAUCCUUGGAACCAUUAGAGCAUCCUAAGGAUGGAGUUGGCAAGACUUGGCUAGAUCAUACAUUCAUCUUAAAGGUAGGUAGAAUGUGGGGUCUGUCCCCUGGAACUGUUGGGAUGGGAUGCAAAUGAGAUAUAUUUCCCAAAGGAAAGCUGAGGUGCUGGACUUGGGCAUGAGAAUAGAUGCCAGGUUGGGAAAGCAGCAGAUUCCACAUCACUGAUGGCUGACCACACAGCUGUGGAAUCUGAAACCCAAGGAAGGAAGGGGUUCACAUCAGGUCAGGGGAUGCAGCCCUCCAUCCAGUACUCUUGGUGGCAUGGCAGCCCUCCAUCCAGUACUCUUGCCAUGAUGGCAAGAAGCUAUUUUUAAUUUCUGAAAAAGUAACUUUGCUCUUGGUGGUCAAGGCUUCUCCUAUCUUUGGCAUCAGGUUCUCGAAUCUUAGAGGCUGGGAGGCAAAGAAAUCUCAUUUAUUUCCCUGGGAAAAAGAGCCCAGGAGAAACACCUGGCCUCUGGACACCCAUUACUAAAGAACAAAUUAAUUCAUGUUUCAGUCUCUUCUUUCUCCUUUACAAGAAGAGAGAUGAAAAGCUAAGUUGGUAAUGAAAAUAUUACUCAAUGAAACAGGAUGAGGCUCAAGGAUUAUUCCAUACCAUAGAAUCCACAGUUAUCUGGGUUUCUUAGACCACUAAGGCUGGGCUUAUGGCUCUCCAAGACCAUGAAGUCUCAGUGAGAAACUUCCUAUUUGGAGAUGUAGUCACUCUAAAAGACUGACUUUUUUUAAAUGUUUAUU
This is a messenger RNA of Felis catus (domestic cat), 2907 nucleotides long. Its product is annotated as ral guanine nucleotide dissociation stimulator-like. Gene Ontology annotation, molecular function: guanyl-nucleotide exchange factor activity. Gene Ontology annotation, cellular component: plasma membrane. The transcript has 11 exons. Lineage: Eukaryota; Metazoa; Chordata; Mammalia; Carnivora; Felidae. Bases 38 to 1744 code for a protein of 568 amino acids. The record is from RefSeq and is a predicted model, not a curated record. Gene Ontology annotation, biological process: positive regulation of GTPase activity; Ras protein signal transduction.